AGCUACCCCAACUACUAUUUCUUCUCUCCAAGAGAUCUGAUCCAAGAGCAAAGAUGAACAGCUCCCUGGCUACCCUCGCCGUCUUCCUGAUUGCUGCUAUGUUCUUAUCCCAAGCUCAGGCUCAGUUCGAUCCCCGGCUCUGUUGUUUUAACUACCAAAACAAGCCUGUGCCACUGAGGAAUCUGAAGUCCUAUGAACGUACAAAUUCCAGGUGUUCCAUGCCAGCUACCAUAUUUACCACAAAGAAGGACAGAAAGAUUUGUGCAGAUCCCAGUGCACAAUGGGUCCAGGAUCGUAUAAGACAGUUGUCUUAAAACUGACAACCUUCCACCUCCUGUAUAUUCACCCAGAGGAGCCCCAAGAAGUCAAAGCUUUUAAAAUGCUUCAGAUGUGGAAAAAAAGAACAUGUGUGAUUCUUAUUCCGACCUUGCACACUCCUAACUUAAACUUCAUUGAUGGAAGAUGAAAUAAUGUAUUUUAUUUAAAUUAUGGGCAAAUAUCUUAUGUAUUUUAUAUUAUUAUUUUUUAAAAGAAGACGUUGAUUUGUCUAAAAGUUCUGAAAAAUAUUUGACAGACACGUAAUGUAUGAAUAAA
Thamnophis elegans (Western terrestrial garter snake) is the source of this 594-nucleotide messenger RNA. RefSeq names its product C-C motif chemokine 5-like. Gene Ontology annotation, molecular function: CCR chemokine receptor binding; chemokine activity. The record is from RefSeq and is a predicted model, not a curated record. The transcript is spliced from 3 exons. Gene Ontology annotation, biological process: lymphocyte chemotaxis; monocyte chemotaxis; positive regulation of GTPase activity. Bases 54 to 314 code for a protein of 86 amino acids. Gene Ontology annotation, cellular component: extracellular region. NCBI's taxonomy places the organism in Eukaryota, Metazoa, Chordata, Lepidosauria, Squamata, Natricidae.